UAAAGAAUAAUUUUUAAUAUUGAAAAGAAAAACAGUGUUUUUUGUUUUUUAAUAAAACCAUAAAUAAAAACAAAAUAAAAAAAAACAUAAUUAAUACAAUAUGUAAAGAUGAGUGCAUCACAAGCUGUUACAAUUAAUAGUGGAUCUUGUAAUCCAACAGUUGGUAGCGGGAAUAUUGGAGUUGGAGGUGUUAUUAAUGAUAAGGAAAAUGGUACAAUGACAACAACAACAAACACAUCAAAUGGAAAAACUGGACCACCAAAUGGCCCACCACCAAUACCACCUACAAAACCAAUAUUAUCAUCACCUGGUUCAUAUAAACAAAAUUUUGUUAAUACCAAUAAUACUAAUUUAUUUGGUACUAUAGGUUCUAUCAAUAAUACAACACCAUUAGUAACGGCUGGAAUACAUAGCGUUAAUAAAUCAUCGCAUAGUGGAGGAGGAUCAGGUGAUAAACCAGCUAUAGCAGCAAGACCAAUACCACCACCAACUUUACCAAAAUAUUCAUCAUCAUUUGGUAAAAUUGAUCGUGAUAGAAAUGAAUUUAAAAUAGAUAGGGCUGAUAGAGAAAAGGAUAAAAUUGGUGGGUCAUAUCGUCUUGCAAGUUUAGAUCGGUUAGCAUCUCGUCAACGUCUUCUUGAACAAAAUGGUGGUUUAGGUAAUACCGCAAUAACUUUUAAUAAUGAAAACAAUGAUAAUGCUAUAAAUCAGCAACAUAAUAAUAAUAUUCCUUCUAAUACUCGAAAUUUAAUAAUUAAUGAUAAUAAUGGUAUAGAUUCCUCUACAAAUUCAUCAAAAUCAUCUCUAACAUCUUCAUUAAUAAAUAAUAGUGAACAUCACAAUACUUUAAGUGGAUUGAAUAACACAACGAAAAAUACGUCAAUUCGAACGACAACUGCAAGUAACGGAGUUUUAAACUCUGUAAAAUUUACAACAGUUAGGUCGUCUACUACUACAACGCUUCAAAAUAAGCGUGAGAUGUUUUUUAAAUCUGACUCUCAUGGCAGCCCGUCAGGACCUCCACCGAAUCCACCAAUACCAAAUAGUCACGUAAAUAGUAAUUCAACAUCACAGAAUAGUACGCCAACAAAUGAAAAGCACCAAAAUAUUCAAGGGUCACAAAUAAUGAAUAAUUCAACAAUUGCUCCAGUACUGAAUGGUACAACUACUCAUAAUAGUAAUAUUACGAAUGGAAUUAAUGGCACUACACCUAACGUCAGUGCAAUAACAAAUAAUUUAAAUAAUUUGUCAUUUAAAGAAAAACAACAACAAUUAUUGAUAAAUAAUGAUGGUCAUUCUGACUCAAAUAAAAUUGCAAAUGAUCGUUAUGUUGAUAAAGAAAAACAAAUUGUAAGACCGAAACCAAAGGAAUUAGAUGGUUAUGUAGGAUUCGCAAAUCUUCCAAAUCAAGUUUAUCGUAAGGCAGUUAAAAAAGGUUUCGAAUUUACGUUAAUGGUAGUAGGAGAAAGCGGCUUGGGUAAAUCAACUUUAAUAAAUUCAAUGUUUUUAUCUGAUAUAUAUAACCAAGAUCAAUAUCCUGGGCCAUCACUACGUAUUAAAAAAACGGUUGCAGUUGAAUCUACUAAAGUUCUAUUAAAGGAAAAUGGUGUAAAUUUAUCAUUAACAGUAGUGGACACACCCGGUUUCGGUGAUGCCGUUGACAACAGCAACUGCUGGGUUCCAAUAAUUGAUUUUAUCGAAAGUAAAUAUGAAGAAUAUUUAACUGCGGAAUCUCGUGUUCAUCGAAAAGCAACCCCAGAUAACCGUGUUCAUUUAUGUUUAUAUUUUAUAGCGCCAUCUGGACAUGGUUUAAAACCGUUAGAUGUUGAAUUUAUGCAAAGAUUAUGCGAUAAAGUCAAUAUAAUACCAGUAAUUGCUAAAGCAGAUACAAUGACACCUGAAGAGGUGCAAUUGUUUAAGAAACAAAUAUUAAAUGAAAUUGCUCAACAUAAAAUAAAAAUUUAUGAUUUUCCUGAACCUCUAGAAGACGAAGAAGAAGCCAAAGUUUUAAAAACACUAAAAAAUCGUGUUCCAUUCGCGAUUGUUGGUGCUAAUACAGUAAUUGAAGUUGAUGGUAAAAAAAUACGUGGUAGACGAUAUCCAUGGGGCAUAGCUGAAGUUGAAAAUUUGGAACACUGUGACUUCAUUGCAUUAAGAAAUAUGGUCAUAAGGACACAUUUGCAAGACUUAAAAGAUGUCACAAAUAGCGUACAUUAUGAAAACUAUAGGUGCAGGAAGUUGGCAGGACUUGGUAAUGAUGGAAAAACAAGAAUGUCGAAUAAUUUAUGCCCUCAAGGAAUAAUGAAUAGCUUUAUGACUGUUUGGAAUCCCCUUGCUCAAAUGGAAGAAGAAAAACGAGAACAUGACUUAAAAAUGAAAAAAAUGGAAGCAGAAAUGGAACAGGUUUUCGAAAUGAAAGUAAAAGAGAAAAAACAAAAAUUAAAGGAUUCUGAAUUAGAGUUAACAAGACGACAUGAAGAACGAAAGAAGGCACUUGACUCACAAUUACGUGAACUUGAAGAAAGACGACGAGCUUUUGAACAAGAAAAGAAAGAAUGGGAAGAGUCAAAUAAUAUUACAUUGGAUGAACUGCGAAGACGAAGUUUAGAAGCAAAUAGUAAAGAGACGGCUUCAAUGUCAUCAAGAAAUUCUGAUGAAUCGAAAGGGCGUCGUGUUUUUGGAUCAUUGCUGCGUCGUCACACAAGUUUUGGUGCACCUGAUGGUCAACGAGGUCCACCAACAACGACACCAUCAAAUCUUGGACCAAACAAUUCAAAUUCAUUACCCCCAGCACAUUAACUGUUGAUGGCAAAGAGAAAAAAGACAAGAAAAAGAAAGGCUUAUUCUAACGCUAAAAUUCACGGCAAUAAAAUUUAUAUUGUAGAAGAUGCAAAAAUUAAAAAUUUACUUAAAAAUUUUUUUCAAAAUGUGCAUAUAUAUAUAUAUAUAAUAUAUGUAUAUAUUAAUUAUAUGUAUAUAAAUAUAUAUUAAUUUAUAUAUGUAAGCAAAAAACGAAAAAAAAAAAACAAAAAAAUAAUUUUUUUUGAAAUCUUUUUCAUAAAUUGAUCACAGACUUUGUUUUGCACAAUAAUUUUUUAAUUUUAAGAAAAUGUUAGGAGUUCUGCAUAAAAAUUAAUUAAAUUUAUAUAGAUUUUAUUACAAAAACAAUUAUAAUUGAUAAUGUUAUAUCGAUCAUUUAUUUUAUAGUUCAGAAGAAGAUUUAUUUAUGUAUUUAGUUCAGAAAAAACACACAAUCAGAUAUCAAAAGAAAUUGAAA
Molecule: messenger RNA, 3277 nt
Organism: Condylostylus longicornis
Lineage: Eukaryota; Metazoa; Arthropoda; Insecta; Diptera; Dolichopodidae
Gene: pnut
Product: septin-7
Exons: 12
Coding region: 109-2799 (896 amino acids)
Biological process (GO): cilium assembly; cytoskeleton-dependent cytokinesis
Cellular component (GO): microtubule cytoskeleton; septin complex; cell division site
Molecular function (GO): GTPase activity; GTP binding; molecular adaptor activity
Source: RefSeq, a predicted model, not a curated record